CACCAAAACGAAGCACAAAACACAAGCAAGCAGAGCCAUGGCACACGUCUACACGCGUACUUGUCUCCUCCUACACAUUUCUCCACAUGAAUUCCCACUUUAUCGCUUUUCGGAUUCCUAUAAUAAAUCUCUCAACCAACCAGUCAAAUUCAUUUAUAUUCUGACUAUCUUUGGCUCCAACCAAAAAUAAUAAAACAACCAACGUUAACGCAACUUGUCCCUAUCUCUCCUUAUCCUUUGCCCAUCUAUUUUGUUCACUUCUUCGUCAUUUCAUUUUAUUAUCUAAACGACAACAGCAUUCUGGUGAUUGAGCUUCAACUGGGUUGACACCAAUGGCCUGGAAAAGUUGUGGCUUCUUGGAGUUUAGACCUCUAGUUCACUUGUUGCUCCCGCUUUGUGUUCAUUGGAUUGCUGAGGAGAUGACCGUUUCGGUUCUUGUUGAUGUUGUUACCAAUGCUUUGUGUCCUGGGGAGUCCACUUGUUCUGAGGCUAUUUACAUUAGUGGCCUUCAGCAAACGGUUGUUGGAAUUUUCAAGAUGGCGGUACUCCCACUUCUAGGCCAGCUUGCAGAUGAGUAUGGCCGUAAACCACUGCUCAUUCUUACUGUCUCCACUACUAUUAUCCCUUUCUCUUUACUUGCUUUUAAUCAGUCCAGAGAUUUUGUGUACGCUUAUUAUGCUCUUCGAACAAUAUCAUAUAUUAUAAGCCAAGGGAGCAUCUUCUGCAUCGCUGUUGCUUAUGCGGCAGAUUUUGUGAGUGAGAGCAAGAGAGCUACAGCUUUUAGUUGGAUUACAGGCCUGUUCUCAGCAUCACAUGUCUUAGGAAAUUUAUUGGCUUUUCUUCUUCCUGAGAACUGCAUUUUCCUGGUUUCAAUAGCUCUCUUGAUCUUUUGUCCUGUUUACAUGCAUUUCUUUUUGGUUGAGACAGUUGAAUCGGCUCCCAGGAGAGACCAAGAUUCAACUUUCUUGCAGAAGGUUGUUAUGGUCCUCAAAAAAAGAUACAAAUCAAUGCGAGAUGCUGCAUUGACAGUUAUUAGCAGUCCAACACUCAGAGGAAUUUCUUAUGUUUCCUUCUUUUAUGAGCUGGGAAUGUCCAGCAUCACCACUGUCUUAUUUUAUUAUUUGAAGGCAGCGUUUGGUUUUAGCAAGGAUCAGUUUUCACAAAUUCUAAUGAUGGUUGGAGUAGGUUCCAUUGCAUCGCAGAUUGUGGUGCUCCCUCUUUUCAAUCCUCUACUUGGAGAAAAGGUGAUAUUGUGCAUUGCCUUGCUUGCAUCGAUAGCUUAUGCAUUAUUCUAUGGCUUGGCAUGGGCAUCUUGGGUGCCGUACCUAAGUGCCUCGUUUGGUGUCAUUUACGUCCUUGUGAAACCUUCUACUUAUGCCAUCAUUUCAAAGGCAUCAAGUUUAAACAACCAGGGAAAGGCACAAGGGUUUAUUGCUGGUGUACAGUCAAUAGCAAGUUUGUUAUCACCCCUUGCAAUUAGUCCCUUGACUUCAUGGUUCCUCUCAAGUGAUGCCCCUUUCAACUGCAAAGGUUUUAGCAUCGUUGUUGCAUCUGUAUGCAUGAUGAUCGCACUGUGCUUUGCAUGCAUGCUGAGAACAGAAGAAAAUCCUAGCAGUGACAAAGAUGAGGAUGUUGAAACACCGCUGUUAAGUUGAAGCUAGACGUAGUUAUCCAAUUCAAGUAGUUUGUUUUGUUGUAGAUAGUGUAGUCUUACGAGGGUUAAGUUGUAAAUAUUAGGCUCUCUUCAAUAUUAGGGUUAACAUGUAAGAUGGUGUUUAGAUGCCAUUUUCAAAUUAGAAGCAAAUAUUGUCUUCAAAAGAAACGGACAUGGAAAGAGAAAGAAAUCAAAAUGCUCUGCAACUUAAUUUACAAUGAUAUAUAAAAGCAAAAGUUUGGGAAGGUAUA
Messenger RNA from Mangifera indica (mango), 1905 nucleotides. Its product is annotated as hippocampus abundant transcript-like protein 1. The coding region runs from base 333 to 1655 and encodes 440 amino acids. Lineage: Eukaryota; Viridiplantae; Streptophyta; Magnoliopsida; Sapindales; Anacardiaceae. Gene Ontology annotation, biological process: transmembrane transport. Gene Ontology annotation, cellular component: membrane. The transcript has 14 exons. Gene Ontology annotation, molecular function: transmembrane transporter activity. The record is from RefSeq and is a predicted model, not a curated record.